CCCCGCGGGCCCUUUUACCUCAUCUCCACCUCGUCAGCUCCCUGGUCGCCUCUUGGACCCUCACUCCUCCAGCCCCCUCAUCUCUCCGCGUGCCCAGGCGCCACCCACAGGAUGGGAGUCCCUUGAACCUGGAAUGCUGUGGCUGGCCCUGGCCGGCCCGGUCCAUGCCAUGGAGAACCAGGUGAACCAGGUGCUGGUGAUUCGCAUCAAGAUCCCCAACAGUGGCGCGGUGGACUGGACGGUGCACUCGGGGCCACAGCUGCUCUUCAGGGAUGUGCUGGAUGUGAUAGGCCAGGUUCUGCCUGAAGCCACAACUACAGCAUUUGAAUAUGAAGAUGAAGAUGGUGAUCGAAUAACAGUGAGGAGUGAUGAAGAAAUGAAGGCAAUGCUGUCCUACUAUUAUUCCACAGUAAUGGAACAGCAAGUAAAUGGACAGUUAAUAGAGCCUCUGCAGAUAUUUCCAAGAGCCUGCAAGCCUCCUGGGGAACGGAACAUACAUGGCCUGAAGGUGAAUACCAGGGCUGGACCCUCCCAACACAGCAGCCCUGCCAUCUCCGACUCACUUCCAAGCAAUAGCUUAAAGAAAUCUUCUGCUGAACUGAAAAAGAUACUAGCCAAUGGCCAGAUGAAUGAACAAGACAUACGGUAUCGAGACACCCUUGGGCAUGGCAACGGAGGCACAGUCUACAAAGCACAUCAUGUCCCCAGUGGGAAAAUAUUAGCUGUAAAGGUCAUACUACUAGAUAUUACACUGGAACUUCAGAAGCAGAUUAUGUCUGAGUUGGAAAUUCUUUAUAAGUGUGAUUCAUCAUAUAUCAUAGGAUUUUAUGGGGCAUUUUUUGUAGAAAACAGGAUUUCAAUAUGUACAGAAUUCAUGGAUGGGGGAUCUUUGGAUGUAUAUAGGAAAAUUCCAGAGCAUGUUCUUGGAAGAAUUGCAGUAGCAGUUGUAAAAGGCCUCACCUAUUUGUGGAGUUUAAAGAUUUUGCACAGAGAUGUGAAGCCCUCCAACAUGCUAGUGAACACGAGAGGACAGGUCAAGUUGUGUGACUUCGGCGUUAGCACCCAGCUGGUGAAUUCUAUAGCCAAGACGUAUGUUGGAACAAAUGCUUAUAUGGCGCCUGAAAGAAUUUCAGGGGAGCAAUAUGGGAUCCACUCCGAUGUCUGGAGCUUAGGGAUCUCCUUCAUGGAGCUUGCUCUUGGGAGAUUUCCAUAUCCUCAGAUUCAGAAAAACCAGGGAUCUUUAAUGCCUCUCCAGCUUCUGCAGUGCAUUGUUGAUGAGGAUUCGCCCGUUCUUCCGGUUGGAGAGUUCUCAGAGCCAUUUGUACAUUUCAUCACUCAGUGCAUGCGUAAACAGCCGAAAGAAAGGCCAGCACCUGAGGAAUUAAUGGGCCACCCAUUCAUCGUGCAGUUUAACGACGGGAAUGCUGCCGUGGUGUCCAUGUGGGUAUGCAGAGCCCUGGAGGAGAGGAGGAGCCAGCAGAAGGCCCCAUGAGGCCUCAGCCCAGCACCCAGCACCCAGGGGGCCGGCCCGCCCACGUUUACCGCCUGCACUGAAGAGCUUCCCUGCUUGCACUCACUCGUGCACGCACCACCACCCUGCCGGGCAGCCUUCACCCACUCCGGCCUGGAGGCACUGUCUCCAGCAACUAGAGGAAGGGACAGACCCCCAGAAGCAAGGCUCUCGUGGCCCCUGCCUACCCUCUUUUUUCCUAACAGUUUCCUUUGUAAAGGAGCAGGGCAUGUCAGAGCACCAAGGAGAAUAAAAAGGCCACGGCUUCGGGACCACG
Ochotona princeps (American pika) is the source of this 1787-nucleotide messenger RNA. RefSeq names its product mitogen-activated protein kinase kinase 5 (gene MAP2K5). Gene Ontology annotation, biological process: protein phosphorylation. The transcript is spliced from 22 exons. The record is from RefSeq and is a predicted model, not a curated record. NCBI's taxonomy places the organism in Eukaryota, Metazoa, Chordata, Mammalia, Lagomorpha, Ochotonidae. The coding region runs from base 134 to 1492 and encodes 452 amino acids. Gene Ontology annotation, molecular function: ATP binding; protein binding; protein kinase activity.